UCCUUGAAAAUGCUAUGUGUGUGUGUGUGCGCAUGUAGUAUGAAACAUGCACUGCAUUGCAUGCACCUUAGUCCUCCUCAUCUUCCUCCAUUUUGGACAGUGGAGUGAGGGUCAGGAGGGCAGACCAGAUGCAGAUCACAGAGGCCACGACCUGUUUCAGGGGGCAGACCACUAUGAUUUUGCCAUCGUGUUGUCGGGCACAGAGUCACAGUGCUACUGGCAUUUUGCUCAGCAGACUGGUCGCUUUUACCUGACCUACAUGGUUCAAUGGGUGUCUGGGAUGAUGGCACACAGACAUACUGCAGUCUCCAUUCUGUCCCCUAAGGGCCUUCUUUUAUCCUACACUGAUGAUACUAAAGGCCAGAUGAGCUUCAGAGCAAAGGAGUCAGGUUUUUAUCAGAUGUGUUUUGCCAACACUCGCAAUCGUUUUGGUGAUAUGCGAGUCUUUCUGAAUUUUGGGGUGUUCUAUGAGGAGUCAGCUGAGGCCCAGAGAGAGAAUGGCAUGGAAGAAGUGAUUUUAAACAGCACUUUUUCCAACAUUGAGGGCAUUUCAAGGAAGAUACGGAUUCAAAUCCAGCAGAUGUGGCACUUCUAUAACAUAGAACGUAUGCACAGAGGGACCGACCUCUACCUACUUCAGUCCAAGUCUAGCUACGUGAACACCUGGUCUGCUCUUCAGAGCCUCGUCAUCAUCCUAACAGGAUACAUUCAGUUCUUCUUCCUUAAGAAGUUCUUCUGCACACAGAGCAACCGUUCCCGCUGCUGAGGCAACCCAAAAGCUGAUACAUUACAACUCAUUUCCUUUUUUCCUUUUUGCUCUUCAAGUUAUUUCCCUCUCUGGCAAUAUGCAGACUUCACUGAAGUUAACAAUUUUGCAUUUUAAACAAGUACACUAACUACUUGGAAACUUUGCUGCCAACUAGGUAUUGUACAUUUACAGAAUUAUUUUUACAGUGCACCAAUUAUAAAGUUCUGUGGAAAGCUACAUGGCUAUUUAAAAAAAUCCUUCUAACCAACAAAGAAAACUAAGUCUCAUUCAGAUUACUACACAUAUUCUCUCCAGUAAAGAGCUACUCUUAACAUUUUUAAAUUAAUGGACUUCUUCUACAGUUUGUAGUCAAACAAUGAGGCCAUAAUUAAUCUCUUCAGGGAGUGUCAGUACUGUACACCUAGACAGCGUGGACAGGGUUGAACAACUUUAUA
Electrophorus electricus (electric eel) is the source of this 1203-nucleotide messenger RNA. NCBI's taxonomy places the organism in Eukaryota, Metazoa, Chordata, Actinopteri, Gymnotiformes, Gymnotidae. The record is from RefSeq and is a predicted model, not a curated record.